Drosophila biarmipes is the source of this 3303-nucleotide messenger RNA. RefSeq lists its product as uncharacterized. The transcript is spliced from 8 exons. Lineage: Eukaryota; Metazoa; Arthropoda; Insecta; Diptera; Drosophilidae. Gene Ontology annotation, molecular function: protein binding. The record is from RefSeq and is a predicted model, not a curated record. Bases 1634 to 3241 code for a protein of 535 amino acids.
CAGCACAACGAGCAAACGGAAACCGGAAACCGGAAACGGAAGUGGAAGUGGAAGUGGAAAGGCAGUGGCUACACAGCGCAGUUUAUCGGGCAGAGAACCGAAGGCAGACAACUGACGACUGGCAACUGAGCGCAGUGAAGUGUUUGUUUUCGGCGUUAUCAGUGGAUGCACGCGGUUCCAGCUCUGAUUGUUGGGAUCAGGAUAGGGUUUGGGCCACUCCGAUUCAGAGCAAAUCCAGGACCCGGAGGGACGGAGGAGGCUGCGAGCCGGAGAGGCGUGUCACUAGCAGGUGGCUGAGCCGGUUAACCAGAGUCCGACGGCAAAAACCUCCUCUCAGCCAAAAAACCGAAACAAAAAACACUGGCCCAUAAUUAACCGCAUGCCGCAAGCCCCACCGAGAAAGGCAAACACCGAAAUCAAAACACAGAGAAUCGCUAAGGGGAAAGAGCAACGGUGGCGUAAAAUGCGGCCUAAGUGCUUUGGCAAUUAUGCCAAAAUUGUUAACAAAAUACGAAAUGUACCCAACUAAGUAACAGCGACAGCAGGAAGCCGCAGGAGUUACAAAGGACCCAAGGAUAGGCGACGACAGGUGGCAGGCGGUCGCCUUGGAGGACCUCUCCUUCGAUUCACUUGGUACAUAGUUCGGCCUGGGGCCCCGAAACCUACCCUUCGAUUGUCGAAAAGCAACAGAGCUCAAGACCCAUUCCCGAGCCCAAAUUGAAACCUCAAUAGAAAACAACACAGAGAAAGGAAGCAGUAACAAAAACUCACUUGGGCUGCCAUCCAAAUCAACGGCUGUCAGACAAAAAGUCGCUUUUUAUUGAUUUUUAUAGGGCCAAGCAAGCGGGAAACACCAAAAAGCAAUGAACAGCAAAGAAUAAUAACACAAAGCCGCAGAGAAGUCGAAACAAAAUACAAAUACAAAUACGAAUAAAAUAAAAACAAAAAGUGAACGCAAUGUGAAUAAUUCCCCAGUUGAGCAGAGGCGAGCACGAAACGGAAAAACUGUUGCCCCGCCUCCCCAGCCAACCCGUUUUCCCCAAUUUCCCCGUUUCCCCCGAACCACCAUCGGGACCCCCGACUUAUAGUAUAUCAAUACACCAUACUAUCGGAGCGUUCAUCAAAUGCGAUUCAAUUCGAUGACGAUUCAAACGGGAGACACCGCAGAGACGGGCGCACACGGAGCCCCAUAAAAAUGUGUUAUAAAAAUAUACACGCAUAAAUUCCUCCUCCUCCUGCCGUCCAGCACAAGGACACAGCUAUACAUCUCCACCCAUUCGGGCGAAAUUUAAUGCAAAUGUCAUUGACAAAGUCAAUUAGCAGGGAGCCAACGAAACGAGCGGAGCAUCUGCAUCUGCACAAUUGAAGAUUCGAGAACUGAUCAGGGGAAGUACACAAGAACAAGACGAGGGAGUGCGGGAUCAAAAGCAAGACUGAUUUUAGUUUAGUUAGAUUAUGUUAAACAACCAAAGAGGGCACAACUAAAGCUGCAACGAACAGGCCAAGUGGAAAGCGUAGCAAAGAGGAAAAGCACCCAUAGGGAAAACCGAGGAAAAUAGAAAAGCAGCAACAAAGCGGCUAAGACAACAAAGGCAACGACAUCCAGCAAAGGCAACCGGGUCCAUUCGAAAGCAUGUUUGUGUUCAUAGUUGUGCUGUUCGUCAACGCUUGCCUAGCGGGCACCAUUCCGGCUACGCCGGAGAACAUAACCGUUACGUUCCUGACGCCCACGGCGGUCCGAGUGUCGUGGCAGACGCAAAUCGAUCUGAAGGCACAUCCCAUCGAGAAGUACAUCGUGACGUACAAGCCGACGGAUGACAGGGUUGUACAGGACGUCGCCGGCAGCAGCGAGGCCAUUGUCCUGGAUCGCCUGCUGCCCAGCACACAGUACUCCCUCGUUGUGACGGCCAUCUGGCAGGGCAAGAAGUACCGCAGUCGCGGGCAGAUCAAGUUCAGGACGCUGGAUCUGCCCAAGAACACCUCACAGCAGGACUUCCCGCCGGGUAUCUACGGGAGCAACGGUGCUCGCAACGGAAGCGCAAACUCCAGCGUCUUCGGCGAGGAUGUGACCUCCACGGCCACCAACACCCUGACGCAUGGCACAACCAGGGAACUGCCCACUAUUCGAGGCGUGGAGAUCGGCAUUGUGCUGAUCGUGCUGAUGGUCUGGGCCGGGGCCAUCGCCUUGUUCUUCAACCGGUGGGGCAAGAUCCGGAUGCUGCUGCCCUACCAGCCGGACUACAAGCACGAGCAGCUGAAGGUGCCGGGCACGGGGGUCUGCAGUGCCAGCGGAUGCAACGGACAGCACUCGCACCAGUUCGACAGCAGUGAAUGUGCCCACCCACCGUUGCACUGCAAUAGUCGCGUAAGCAAUGGCCCGAGGACGCGGCAACGCAGGCGGAGAUCCUUACUAACGCACCUUCCAUUGCAGCACAUCCACAUGCUGGCCGAGGAGCACUCCACCUCCAUCUCGGAGCGCUGCACCCGCAGCCGGAUCAACUCGGCCAUAUUCGUGUCCUCGGAGGGGCGCGGCUUCGACUCCAUCGAGUUCCUGCGCCGCCACGGCUCCCAGAGCGUCCUCUGCAGGAAGGCCAAGAGCGCCGAGAACAUCACGGACAACGGUCGACGGAGGAGCCUGCGACCCUGGCGCACCGACGACGACUCCUGUAAGCAGCAGCACCUCUCGCAGGACAGCAACGACAUCGAGCUGAAGGAGUGCGGCGGCGCUGGUGGAGAGCUGCUCCGGCUGCCGGUCAUCCACGAUGGCAAGCAGUCGCCCACGGCCGUGACUAGUCUGCUGGCGCGAUCGGCGGCCAUAACCACGGCCAACAUGAUUGUGGGCAGCAUUUCGCUGGAGGCACCGCCACCCUACAUGCAGGACGACGAGGGCGAUACGUUGUCCACGGCGGCCCUCAUCCACAGCGAUGCGGCGGCCGUGGUCCACGAAUCCCAGGACUCGGCGGAGACGGUGGAGGAGCUGGUCCAUGUGCCGCUCCUGGCCAGUGCCACGGCCACGGCCAGCGUGUCGGCCUCCUCCUCGCCCAGCAUCGCCAUCGAGGCCAAGCCGCGGGUCCUGGUGCACCAGCGAUCCUCGACCGCCUCCUCCUCGCCGCACAGCAGCCCCAAGAACCUGGGCCUGGGACUCAAGAUCAUCAAGCCCAAGAUCAGUGCCGUGCCAAUGGUUUCCGUAUCCGGUCCCUCGCCGCCCAUCGAGAAGCCACCGCUGGCCGAGUGCUUGUAACAAAUGGCAGCCGAAACAUUUAUCUAAGCUCGCGCUCAAGGCAACUGGACCCAUGGAUCCCG